AUGAAAUUAUUUGUUACGAAUCGAAUAACUGAGAAAACUUUUGUGAUAAAAAGUGCAAACUUAACUACUCACUAUGGAAACUGUGGCUUGAAGGCACACAUUACCUUAAUCAAUUACAUUAUUGAUACUGUUAAUUUACUUCUAAAGUCAACACUUAGGAGGAUAUUGAGCAGUGUAACUUGUUUCAAUAGAACACGUAAAGGCCAUACAAUAUCUACAAUCGAUUAUGAAAUAAGGUGCAUAUUGUCAUCAUCAUCUGCUAGUAACAGACUGUUAGACGAUUUCCGUUGCAACAAACGAGUAACAGACACGAAAACAGGAAUUUAUGUAGCUCAUAAUCAACUGGUUUCUGAAAGAAUUUUUGUAGGUUACGUACAGGCAUUUCAAUAA
Messenger RNA from Clunio marinus, 390 nucleotides. Lineage: Eukaryota; Metazoa; Arthropoda; Insecta; Diptera; Chironomidae. The record is from the annotation of a GenBank genome assembly.